AACGGAUCGUUGUCUAUUAUCCAUAAAUUUGAUGGGUCACAUAGCAACCAAACACAUCGCUCACUCACACAAAUUGGAGUCACAUCUAAGUAGGAGUGUCAUUCUGAGCCUUUGUAAGAGUUAUCAAGCUUGAAGCUAGCUACCAUAAGUGUAACUAGCUAUUAUCUCCCUUCUAUUUUCAAUUGUUCCUACUUCUAAGGAAAAGCUUCUCCCACUGCUGGAUCAAUGAAGGGUUUAGCCAUCCAAAUUCUAACCGGAAGAUGGUUCAUGUUCUUCGCGAGUAUCUUAAUCAUGUCGACGGCUGGAGCCACUUACAUGUUCGGUAUCUACUCAGACGAUAUCAAGAGAACCUUAGGCUACGACCAAACCACUCUUAAUCUCAUUAGUUUCUUCAAAGAUCUCGGAGCCAACGUCGGAGUCCUCACGGGUCUACUCAACGAGGUGACUCCCCCGUGGUUCAUCCUCUUGAUCGGAGCCAUCCUUAACUUCUUUGGAUACUUCAUGAUUUGGCUCGCUGUCACAAAACGGAUCUCGAAACCUCAAGUUUGGCACAUGUGUCUCUACAUCUGCGUCGGAGCCAACUCUCUUGUAUUCGCUAACACUGGAUCUGUCGUCACGUGCGUUAAGAACUUCCCGGAGUCACGUGGGGUUGUCUUGGGGAUUCUCAAGGGCUACAUUGGUCUUAGUGGUGCCAUUAUUACACAGCUGUACCACGCCUUCUAUGGUGAAGACACAAAAGAACUUAUUUUAAUGAUCGGUUGGUUGCCCGCAGUAGUAUCAUUUGCGUUUUUGAGAACGAUAAGAAUAAUGAAAGUGACAAGACAGACAAACGAGCUAAAGGUGCUGUAUAACUUCCUCUACAUAUCGCUAGGGCUCGCCACGUUUCUCAUGGUGGUCAUCAUCAUCAACAAGCUCUCCGGCUUCACACAAAGUGAGUUUGGAGGUAGCGUCGCCGUGAUGCUCGUCUUGCUUCUUUUGCCCAUUAUAGUUGUUGUCUUGGAAGAGAAGAAACUCUGGACGGAGAAACAAGUCGCCUUAAACAAUCCAUCACCGGUCAACAUCGUCACCGAGGAAUCCAGUAUAGAUUCAUCAGAGAUUAAAGAUGAAGAGUCAGACAAGGAGAAGGAGGAGGAGGAGAGGGAGAGGGUGAAAACGGCGUCGUGUUGGACGACUAUGUUUAACCCACCGGAGAGAGGAGAUGACUAUACGAUCUUGCAAGCGUUGUUUAGCAUAGACAUGUUGAUCUUGUUCUUAGCUACAAUCUGUGGUGUAGGAGGGACUUUGACGGCGAUAGACAACUUGGGACAAAUCGGAAGCUCGUUUGGUUACCCAAAGAGAAGCGUUAGCACGUUUGUGUCACUCGUAAGCAUAUGGAAUUACUAUGGUCGUGUGGUUUCAGGUGUGGUCUCUGAGAUCUUCUUGAUCAAAUACAAAUUCCCAAGACCUCUAAUGCUCACAAUGGUCCUCCUCUUGUCCUGCGCCGGUUACCUACUCAUCGCUUUUAAUGUCCCUGGUGGACUCUACCUUGCAUCAGUCAUCAUAGGGUUUUGUUGCGGUGCGCAAUGGCCGCUUCUACUUGCUAUAAUUUCCGAGAUUUUUGGUCUUAAGUACUACGCAACGUUGUAUAACUUUGGGGCAGUAGCGACCCCGAUCGGGUCUUACUUGCUAAAGGUUUGGGUCGCAGGGUAUUUGUACGACGUGGAAGCGAAUAAGCAAAAUAAGGCAUCAGGGAACACGAGUAGGGAUGGGGAAGAUUUGAAUUGCAUAGGCACGUCUUGUUUUAAGUUGUCUUUUAUAAUAAUUACUGCGAUAACUUUGUUUGGUGUAUUGGUCUCGAUGGUUUUGGUGGUCCGAACCAAGAAGUUUUACAAGAGCGAUAUCAAGAAAAAGUUUAGAGAGAAAGCCCGGGCGGCCGAGAUGGAGAUGGCAGCGCCGGUUCGAGCCAGAUCCACCACGGCGGAGGAAGACAAGGAUGAUGUAAAGGCAAACUAGUAGGCAAAGGAAGAGGUAAAGUUGUUGGCGAUGGUUAAAAAGAUACUUGAUAUGUAAAAAGAUGGUCAACUAUUUAAAAAUUAAACACUUUUAUAUAUCUCCCUAGUCCAUCAGUCAUGUUUUUAAUAGCUAUUUUAAGCAAUAUUUUAAUAUUUGAUGUUGUAAUCGUAAAUUGUAACAUUUAAUACCUUUAAUACACAAACAUUUAUAAUU
This is a messenger RNA of Camelina sativa (false flax), 2205 nucleotides long. The record is from RefSeq and is a predicted model, not a curated record. Lineage: Eukaryota; Viridiplantae; Streptophyta; Magnoliopsida; Brassicales; Brassicaceae.